AAAGUUCCUUCGGUGGCGCGCCUCGCAGGGGUUUCUGGGAGCGUCCAGCCUCGGCCAAUCAGGAAGCGCAGGUGAGCGGCGCGAGAAGCGGCGGCCGCGCUCUCAAACCUGGACCUGAGCGGGGAGGCGGCUACGGCGCCAGCUAGGACCUGUAUUUCCGAUGGAUACUGAGGGGUUUGGUGAGCUCCUUCAGCAAGCUGAACAGCUUGCCGCCGAGACCGAGGGCAUCUCAGAGCUUCCCCAUGUGGAACGGAACUUACAGGAAAUCCAGCAGGCGGGCGAGCGCCUGCGUUCCCGUACCCUCACACGCACAUCCCAGGAGACAGCAGAUGUCAAGGCGUCAGUUCUCCUUGGAUCCCGGGGACUUGACAUAUCCCACAUCUCACAGCGAUUGGAGAGUCUGAGUGCAGCCACCACCUUUGAGCCUCUUGAGCCUGUGAAGGACACAGACAUUCAGGGUUUCCUGAAGAAUGAGAAGGACAAUGCCCUGCUGUCUGCCAUUGAAGAGUCCCGGAAGAGGACCUUCGGCAUGGCUGAGGAGUACCAUCGAGAGUCAAUGCUGGUUGAGUGGGAGCAAGUGAAACAGCGAAUUCUCCACACGCUGCUGGCAUCAGGGGAAGAUGCCCUUGACUUUACUCAAGAAAGCGAGCCAAGUUACAUCAGUGACCUGGGACCCCCCGGUCGAAGCUCUCUGGAUAGCAUCGAGAUGGCCUACGCCCGGCAGAUUUAUAUCUAUAAUGAGAAAAUUGUAAAUGGGCACUUGCAGCCUAACCUUGUGGACCUCUGUGCUGCCGCUGUGGAGCUGGAUGACAAGAGCCGAACCAUUUCUCCAGCCCCGCAGCAUUGUUCUGUGCAAUCUCACUCACAGAACAUCUCUGACAUGUGGACCAUGGUCAAACAAAUGACAGACGUGUUGUUGGCGCCGGCGACUGACGCCCUGAAGAGCCGCAGCAGUGUGGAGGUGCGCAUGGAGUUUGUCAGGCAGGCCCUGGGCUACCUCGAGCAGAGCUAUAAGAAUUACACCCUUGUGACUGUCUUUGGAAACUUGCACCAGGCCCAGCUGGGCGGGGUGCCCGGGACUUACCAGUUGGUUCGAAGCUUCUUGAACAUAAAACUCCCAGCACCCUUGCCUGGACUUCAGGAUGGAGAAGUGGAAGGCCAUCCUGUGUGGGCAUUGAUUUAUUACUGCAUGCGCUGUGGAGACCUGCUUGCUGCCUCACAGGUGGUGAAUCGAGCACAGCACCAGCUGGGAGAGUUUAAAACCUGGUUCCAGGAGUACAUGAACAGCAAGGACAGAAGAUUGUCCCCAGCUACAGAAAACAAGCUCCGGCUGCAUUACCGCCGGGCCCUCCGGAACAACACGGACCCCUACAAGCGGGCCGUGUACUGCAUCAUUGGCAGAUGUGAUGUCACCGACAACCAGAGUGAAGUGGCCGACAAAACUGAGGACUACCUGUGGCUGAAGUUAAACCAAGUGUGUUUCGAUGACGAUGGUACAAGCUCCCCACAAGACAGGCUCAGCCUCUCACAGUUCCAGAAACAGUUAUUGGAAGACUAUGGAGAGUCCCACUUCACGGUGAACCAGCAGCCCUUCCUCUACUUCCAAGUCCUCUUCCUGACUGCACAGUUCGAAGCUGCAAUCGCCUUUCUCUUCCGCAUGGAGCGGCUACGCUGCCAUGCCGUCCAUGUGGCACUGGUGCUAUUUGAGCUGAAGCUGCUUUUAAAAUCCUCUGGACAGAGCGCGCAGCUCCUCAGCCACGAGCCUGGAGACCCUCCCUGCAUGCGGCGGCUCAACUUUGUGCGUCUGCUCAUGCUCUACACGCGGAAGUUUGAGUCCACGGACCCGCGGGAAGCCCUCCAGUACUUUUACUUCCUCAGAGACGAGAAAGAUAGUCAAGGAGAAAAUAUGUUUUUGCGUUGCGUGAGCGAGCUUGUGAUAGAAAGUCGAGAGUUCGAUAUGAUUCUUGGGAAACUAGAGAAUGAUGGCAGUAGAAAGCCUGGAGUCAUAGAUAAGUUUACUAGCGACACAAAGCCUAUUAUCAACAAAGUUGCUUCCGUGGCAGAAAAUAAAGGCCUGUUUGAAGAAGCAGCAAAGCUUUAUGACCUUGCCAAGAAUGCUGACAAGGUACUGGAGCUGAUGAACAAACUGCUCAGCCCUGUCGUCCCCCAGAUCAGCGCACCGCAGUCCAACAAAGAGAGGCUGAAGAACAUAGCGCUCUCCAUUGCUGAACGGUAUAGGGCUCAGGGAAUAAGUGCAAAUAAGUUUGUGGACUCCACGUUCUAUCUUCUGUUGGACCUGAUCACCUUUUUUGAUGAGUAUCACAGUGGUCAUAUUGACAGAGCCUUUGAUAUAAUUGAUCGCUUGAAGCUGGUGCCCCUGAAUCAGGAAAGUGUGGAAGAGAGAGUGGCUGCCUUCAGAAACUUCAGUGAUGAGAUCAGGCACAACCUCUCAGAAGUGCUUCUCGCCACCAUGAACAUCCUGUUCACCCAGUUUAAGAGGCUCAAGGGGACAAGUCCGUCCUCAGCAUCCAGGCCCCAGCGAGUCAUCGAGGACCGCGACUCUCAACUCCGAAGUCAAGCCCGAGCUCUGAUCACCUUUGCUGGAAUGAUACCCUACCGGACGUCUGGGGACACCAACGCGAGGCUGGUGCAGAUGGAGGUUCUCAUGAACUAAGUGCGACACUCUGGGUGGCUGCGGGGACUGCACUCUGUCGGUGCAUCAGGCGCGGGGCCGGCUUUGGCAAGAGGGGUUCUGGUUUCAUUUCUGUUGUGUUGUUUUGUUUUUGUAUUAUGUAUUUUUGUCAACACCAAUAAAUUUCUUUGGUUUGUA
Messenger RNA from Loxodonta africana (African savanna elephant), 2830 nucleotides. RefSeq names its product nucleoporin 93 (gene NUP93). The record is from RefSeq and is a predicted model, not a curated record. Bases 161 to 2674 code for a protein of 837 amino acids. NCBI's taxonomy places the organism in Eukaryota, Metazoa, Chordata, Mammalia, Proboscidea, Elephantidae. Gene Ontology annotation, molecular function: structural constituent of nuclear pore. Gene Ontology annotation, biological process: poly(A)+ mRNA export from nucleus; protein import into nucleus. Gene Ontology annotation, cellular component: nuclear pore. The transcript has 22 exons.